Molecule: messenger RNA, 213 nt
Organism: Oldenlandia corymbosa var. corymbosa
Lineage: Eukaryota; Viridiplantae; Streptophyta; Magnoliopsida; Gentianales; Rubiaceae
Source: the annotation of a GenBank genome assembly
AUGAGGUUGAAGAAGAAUCACUUAAUCAUCAACAAGUGUCUGAGGAGUCAAGUGGUGAUUUCCCUAGUAAGUGGAAUAAUUCAAGUGAUGAAGAUUCAAGUAAUGUCGAAGAGAUUGAUGCAAGUGAGUUUGUUCCAAAGAGUAAGCGUCUUCAAGAGAUUGAAGAUACACAUUCAACUGUGUAGAAGACAUCAAUUGAAGUUGAAGAUUUGA